GACCAACAGCGACCAUGACAAUGACCAAUGAUGGUGAACAACGAUGGUGAGGAUGACGAUGACCAUGGCUGACCAUGACCAUGACCAACGAUGGUGAGGAUGAUGAUGACGAUGACCACAUGACCAUGACCAGUGACCAUGACCAGCAAUGCUGAGGGUGACAGUGACUGACAGUGACAGCGAUGAUGAUGAUGACACCGAUGACAUCACUGAUGAUGAUGAUGAUGCUGAUAACGUCACCAAUUACAAUGACACUGAUGACAUCACCAAUGAUGAUGAUGACACCAAUGACAUCACCAGUGAUGACACCGAUGACGUCACCAAUGACGAUGACUCCGAUCGCGUCACCAAUGACAAAACUAAUGACGCCUCCAAAUGACAUCACCAAUUACAAUGACACUGAUGACAUCAUCAGUGACAAUGACACCGAUGAUGAUGACACCGAUGACAUCACCAAUGACAGCACUGAUUAUGGUAAUGACAUUGAUGAUGUCACUAAUGACAAACUAAUGAUGUCACCAAAUGACAUCACCAAUGACGAUGACACCGAUGACGUCACCAAUGACAAAAAAAUGACAUCAAAUGACAUCACCAAUUACGAUGACACUGAUGACAUCAUCAAUGACAAUGACACCGAUGAUGAUGACGACACUGAUGACAUCACCAAUGACAUCACUGAUUAUGAUAAUUACCUUGAUGACAUCACUAAUGACAAACCAAUGAUGUCACCAAAUGACAUCACUGAUGACAAUGACACCAAUGAUGAUGAUGACACCGAUGACAUCAUCAAUGACAUCACCGAUGAUGAUGAUGAUGACGACGACACCAAUGACGUCGCCAAUGACAUCACCGAUGAUGACGCCGCCAAUGACGUCACCAGUGACAUCACCGAUGAUGAUGAUGAUGAUGAUGAAGACACCGAUGACAUCACCGAUGAUGAUGAUGAUUAUGACAACACCAAUGACGUCACCAAUGACAUCACCAAUGAUGAUGAUGACGACACCAAUGACGUCACCGAUAAUGUCACCGAUGAUGAUUACAUCAAUUACAUCACCAAUGACAUCACCGAUGAUGAUGAUUAUGACACCGAUGACAUCACCAAUGACAUCACCGAUGAUGAUGAUUAUUACACCGAUGACAUCACCAAUGACGUCACCGAUGAUGAUGAUGAUGAUGAUGACACUGAUGACAUCACCCAUGAUGAUGAUGAUGAUGAUGAUGACGACGACGACACCGAUGACGUCACCGCCGCCGCCCCGCCGCGGGGCCAGGCCCCUCCCCCACCCCGUGCAUGUUUAUUGAACUCAUUCCCGCCCUUUUCUCCCCAAAAUCCGCCCUCGAUCCGAAGGCUUCGUUAACGAAUUCAUUAACCCUGAACCCGUUAAUUAACAGCAAAGCUCAGGCAGCUCCCGGCCUUUCCCUUCCCAGUGUCCGUCCGGAUUCUCCCGGGAAUUUCCCGGCGCCGUCGCUUGGACUUCCAGGAUAAAACAUCCAUCGGAUUUUUGGGGUGAAUUCCCGGGAAAAUCGGGAUAAAAUCACCGGAAUUCCGUUCUCCCGCCCUGCGGGGCCGCGGGGGGUUCAGUUUGGGGUGAGAAAAGUCGGAUUUGGGACGGUUUUGGGUUUUUUUUUUUCUGAGAUUUUUCGGUUUUGUCGUUUUUGCUUCCGUUGGGUGGGAAAAGAAGAAAAAAAAAAACAGGAAAAAUCCUGAAAAUCCCAAAAAUCCCAGCUUGGAUCCGUGCAAAAAUUCCCAAAAAUAAAAAAAAAUAGCUGUAAAGCCCCGGCUCUUUUCCUGCAGAAAUAAAUCCCUCUCCAGUGGAA
This is a messenger RNA of Poecile atricapillus (Black-capped chickadee), 1818 nucleotides long. Its product is annotated as coiled-coil domain-containing protein 1-like. The transcript has 2 exons. Lineage: Eukaryota; Metazoa; Chordata; Aves; Passeriformes; Paridae. The coding region runs from base 183 to 1358 and encodes 391 amino acids. The record is from RefSeq and is a predicted model, not a curated record.